This is a messenger RNA of Protobothrops mucrosquamatus (brown spotted pit viper), 879 nucleotides long. RefSeq names its product receptor-type tyrosine-protein phosphatase C-like. Lineage: Eukaryota; Metazoa; Chordata; Lepidosauria; Squamata; Viperidae. The record is from RefSeq and is a predicted model, not a curated record. Bases 42 to 554 code for a protein of 170 amino acids. Gene Ontology annotation, molecular function: protein tyrosine phosphatase activity. Gene Ontology annotation, biological process: protein dephosphorylation. The transcript has 3 exons.
AUAGUUCUGCUCUCCCAGAAACCCCCCAAGACUUAACCACCAUGAUUCAGAAUCUCAAACAGAAGUUUUCAACCCAAGAUGCAGCUGAAGCAAAUAUGACCAACAAGAUCAAGAAUGUCCCACUUGUUGUCCACUGUGGUGAUGGUUCUAAGCAAACGGGAGUAUUUUGUGCUUUGCUAAAUCUCUUGGAAUGUGCUGAGACUGAAGGUGUAAUAGAUGUUUUCCAAGUUGUGAAAGCUCUUCGUAGAGCCAGACCAGAAAUGGUCUCCUCCUUUGAAGAUUAUCAGUUUCUAUAUGAUACCAUUGCAAGCCUGUAUCCUGCCCAGAAUGGACAGCUACAAAAUGCCCAAUGCCAUGAACAAAUCACUAACAUCCAGAAGGAAGCCAAGAAGGAAGAAGAGAAUAACUCUUUGGAAUCUGAUUUCCAUCUUAUGAGUCAAGAAAAUGGAGAUGAUGCUGAAAUGUGUGAUGAUUUCAAAGGCCAGGAUACAUCUAGGGAAGCAGAGAGUUCUUUUAAUGGACCUACAAAUCUGGUUUUAAGUGACAUGGCUUAGACCUUGAAUCAAUCCUCUCCACGUGCUGCAGGGAAUCUUCCCGCAAAAGAAAAUUGAAACCAGAAUAUUAGAAAUGGGCAUUCCUUUACAUCUUGUAAAACUCAAAGGAUUAUUUUCCUCCAAGGAAUAAUAUUGAAGAAUGAGGAACUUUUGAAUAGAUAGAAGACAACUGUGAAUUUUGUAUGUGUGUUUGUAUGGAGAUUUGCCAUUUUUAAUCACUGGGUAUAAUCUGGGUAUAAUCUGUACUUUGAAUAUUUUUGGAAGUACAAGAUAUAUAUAGCUCCAAAAGAAGAAAGCUUUUCUACUGUUCCUUGUUGCUGUUGUU